UCGGCCGGCUUGCUUGCUUGGCCUAAAACUUGGUUCAAAUUUUAAAUUAACAGAGGCUAGUUAUAAAGAAGUGUGUAUUUAAACAACAGUUUAUUGGAAGACAAGUCCUUGUUAAUUUGAAGGAUACAUAUUCAUGUCAAGAUGGCUUCUGCAUCUAAUAUGAGUGAGGAACAGGUUGCAACAUUAAGAGAAGAACUUGUGGAGCUCUUGAAAGCAAACCAACCCCACAUAAACCUUGGUAAUCUUCAGGCACUCUACAGCAAGCAUGUUAAGAAGGAACUUGCCAUCAAGAAAUUUGGCAUUUCCUCGGUUAAACAACUGGUGGCUUUGCUUGGGGACGUGGUAGAAAUUAUCGCUGUCGGAAAAACCCAAUAUCUGAUGUUGAAAAAGUUGCCAGUGGCCACAAAAGCGCAGAAGAAGGGUGGAGCAGGAAAAGUCAACCCAGUUAAAAGCAACACUGCUUCAGCCAAAGACAUCGGAAAUCUGUCAGCAGGGUCAGAGCCCAGCUCCAAGAGAUAUCGAACAGAUCAAUCUUCGGCAGUGGGAAGAGAUACCUCGGUGGACUUAAGGAAGGAUUUGGUGGAAUUGCUUCAGAGUUCACCUGGAGGGCAUAUUGAACUGCACUCCCUGCCAGAAACCUACGAGCGGAAGUACAAGAGAGCCAUGAACCUUGCUGAAUAUGAUAUCGCCACAGUUGACUUGAUUGCUGAUACAUUCAGAGACAUUCUUGAGGUUGUCAGUCAGUGCGAUCACAUCAAGCAUCCACAUAUCCGCAUUAAGCCAGAAGACGCAGCUGCUCAACAAAACAGAGUCGAUGGUAAACGGACCCUGUCUAACAACUUGCGAGAGGAACUGAAAGAGUUGCUUAAAAAUUACCCUGCAGGUUUGAGGCUAGCAACAAUUAACACAAAAUACUCACAAAAGUACCACAAAAAUGCACCCAAGAGGCAGGUGAUAAUAGAUACCUGCAAGGAUGGUUUUGAAUUCUUCAAUAAGUGCAGCAAACCCAGGUGUCGUUUUCUUCAGCUGAAACCAGGUCAUAGCAAGUCUGAUGGUGAUGGGAGAGCAAGCGAUGCUGUCACCUCAGGUCAGCAACUCCCUCCCAUGGUGUUCAACAAUACAGGUUUGGGGUCGACUUCUUUGGGUCUGUUGGGAGCUGCCCCAGAGGUUUAUUAUGGUCCACCCCCAGUAGGGUUUGGAGAAGUUGCAUUUGGAAGAUUUGACAUCAGUGGAUCAGGUUUAUUAGGCGCCUCGCCAGCUGUAGCUGCUGCCUCAGCAGUUCCAUUAAUGGGUCUUGAUGUCGGUGCUGCAACUGAGAAUCCACAUACACAACCUGGACAGCUAGGUCUCCUUGGGCCUGUGGUACAUCAACAAAGACAGGUUCAGCAACAGCAACCACAAAAACUUCCCCUGAAGAAAACUGCAGUUGGUCUUGUGCAACAAGAGCAGAUAAGAAGUGUGCCAAAAGUACAGCCUGUGAAAGAAAGUGGGAAGAGAAGUAAGAAAAACAAAGUUAGUGGCCAGCCUCCAGAGAUUACAUUUGGAAGCUUGGAUGCAACUGAAUUGACUCUGUUACAGCCACGAGACCAAAAACCUAAGCAAAGUGUUGCAAUCAAGCAGGAACAUGUGCAGCAACAAACCCAACCGAAGUGGCCACAGCCGUAUUUGAAGGAACAGCUGCAGGGGCAGCCCCACAAGAUGAAAACAAGUGUCAAACAACUGGACACAAAUCAAUGCAGGGAUGCUGCAGUCCUUAGCUCAAGAGACAAACAACAGGAAUGGUCUGCAUCAACUCAGCAACAGCAGCAGCAGCAGCAGCAGCAGCAGCAACGAAAGAAACCUAGACAGGAAUACCUACCACUGGAUCAGUACCCAUCUCUUUCUUCAUCACGAAGCAGCAGCUCAAAGCAACAAGCUCCUAAACAGAGCACCCUAGAUGAAGUGGCCCAGACCCUUAUUGACAACCUUGCUGCAGCCAAUGAGCUGGUGACAGUGGAAGGCGUGGUGGAACUUCUCAUGCAGCAUUUUCAGGCUGCCAGCUUGCAAAAGCUGGGGCUACGAAACGAGAACCAACUACCAGCCCUGAAGCAGUUGAUGAGGCUCCAGUCCAAAGUCAAUGUCUUCAUCCAGGCAUUUGUCAAAGUCAGGGCCAUAUGUACGCUCCAUGAGCUCAGGGAAUCCCUAGCGAUGGUAGAUGCCCCAACCGGUUCAACAGAGAAGCUUGACUAUGCUGCCCUUCACCUAGGUCCUUUAUCCAAGCAGCCCCUGGUCUAUCAGUUCUUUAAGUUUCCACCAACCAAAGAUGACAGCGAUAUCCCCAAGAUCACUACCAUUGAUGUUUUGGAAGUCCUGAACAGAUUUCUGACUGCCAAAGAUCUGUGGAGGGAUCGUGUCAAGUUGGAGGACUUUAUGGAAUACGUUGUAGAAGAGUAUGAUCUGGAAGGGCCGUAUGACUUGGGCUUGCGAAUCCAGAGUGUUGCUCUUGGCAUUUCAGCCCUCAAGACUGCCAAACGUGAACAGAAAACAACCAUGGACCGGGCUCGUGAAAACAUAAAGACUUCCAUGACUGAAGAGGUGACUGAAGCCAUGGAGAAAAUCCGCAAAGCUGUGAUAUCACCUGCAGACAUUACCGGGCACCAGUUCCCCCCGGGCCCUAUGCUGGAGGUGCGGCGCCGCUACUGCAACGUGACAGCGGCAGAGGCGGUGAACAUGGUGUUUAACAAUGCCUACGAGUUGACUGUCAAUAGCAGACACCUGAAGCAGUUCUGCUUGGCGCUGAAGAGCAUGGUGAUGGACAGGCUCAGCCGGUCGCUGUUCCAGUUGGCUAUUUGUAGUGGUGACCUUAGUCGACCCAGUGACCUUCCAGAGGGGAUUCUGGAUUCUGAAGACGAAGAUGAGGAGGAAAGAGGUCCUGAUGAGGAGGAGAGAAGCCCAGUCAAAUCAAAACCAACUGAAGAUCAAGUCCGCGAAGAGCUGCAGCGUUACCUGGAACGUAUUCAGCAUGGAAAUGUCAAUCUCAGAGACCUUGCCCGCAUCGAGGACAAACUUUGCAAGCAUUUUGACUAUCAGGACUUUGUGUCGCUCAGCCGAGCCAGGAAAACCUUCCUACAGUUCCUUUCACUGGACCAUCCAGAGGUUUUGGAGAGUGUUGGCGGUACCCUGAUGGGGCUGGUAUCCAGCAAUCCCAGCCAGGGGUCCAUCUACAGACCCUCGCGCAUGGAUCUGGUGGAAUUCAUCCGACAGUGCGACCCUUGCAAAGAAUCUCAAGACACCCUGGAUAUCUGCCUGUGUGCCCACUACCAGGUCAGCAGUGUGGAGGAGCUAGGACAUGGACCUGUCAAUCGGCUGAGUCAACAAAUCAUCAAGAUGGCCAAUAAGUUAGGCCAGCAAGAGGAGCAAAAUGCCGUCAUCUACGAGACGGCAUUGUGUGCAUCAAAUAGGCGGAAUGAGAGUAAACGCAAGGAUGUCGGCUUGUUUGGCUCUCAGAGCCUGGAGAGCGCCAUCGCCUGUCUGGCCUCUGCCCCUCUGCUGGAGGAUCUAGCCGAGUGGUCUCAUUGGUCGAUGGUCUUUGAGCCGGAACAUGGAAACCUGAAAGCAUUUCUGGAACGAAAUCCUGGUCAAAGUGUGUCGCCACCAAUAGAAAUCAAUGCCUUGGAGGUCCGACCAGGAGUCCUGCUCCGAUUGGCUGCAGAGACGUCACCUGACCUGUUUGCCGCAGCCGCAAAGGGCGGUGACAGCAUCACAGCCAGUGGUCAUCUUGUCUCUUUGGUGGCCAAGGAGGGCCCUGGCAACACCCCCCUGGCAUUGCUUAGCAACCACAUGGAGACGGCUCUGAAUGUUCUGGCCGUUGAGUCUGAGGGAGAUGAGAUGAAACACUGCACUGUGAUUGGUUUUGUGCUGGACUGCCUACUGGCUGUGCCCCUUCUCAUUGGACAGACAGUUGUUAGGCAGGUCAUCUUAAAUCCCCUGACAACCGUCAUUGGGUCAGAGGUCAAAUCAAGACAGUUGAUUCUCAAGGCCUGCCGCACUUCCACCCAGAGGACAAAAAUCCAGAGGCUGGGGCUCCUGCUAGGCAUUAGCCAAUGGAAAAACAGCUUCACAGAGGAAAGGAUGCCCCGGAACAUGGAUAAGGAGGAAGACUUUGAAGAGGACUUCUUUGGAAAUGAGGAAGAGUUUGACUUUAGUAACUUGCUUGGGAUUCACAAAGCUCCAAAAACUACCGAGCCAGCAGAAAGCUCUUCAACCGCAGAGGUCAGUCCCAUUGACACACCAUCCCUUCAAGAUGCUGAAGAGCUUUCCCAGACAUCGCUGGAAAAAGAUGAGCAGAGGGGAGAUGCCCAAGAAGUCCUUGAAGAGGAGGAGACAAACGAACAGUUUGAAGAUGAAUUUGGCAUGAUCAUUGAAGCAAGUGAUGAGGAUGAUGAGAAAAAUAUGGAAGUUCAAGAGGACAUAUGUGAAAGAGAAGGUGAUGCUGAUGACUCUCAAGCAGUGGGCACAGGAGAGGAUAUCUCCUCCCAUGACGAGUGUUUGGAUGCAGAUGCUAAGCCCCUUAACGAAGAAACAAUCAAGACCGAGGACGAAGUGGAACCGGAGCCUGACCUGACGCCAUUCCAGCGCGACGUGCUGGACUGCCGGGCAGUGAUCCACAGCAUCUGCCGAGAGGAGUUCGGCGUGGGAGUGGAGCUGGACGAGCAGACCCAACGACUGAUGGACCGGCAGCGGGAACGCAUCGGUCGCAGCCUCAAACGACUCUCUGAGGAGCUGUACAGCAAGGACACCCACUUUGUCCUGGAGCUGAUCCAGAACGCUGACGACAAUGAGUAUGAGGCUGGGGUCGAGCCUUCCUUAAUAUUCCUGGUGGACAGGUCUGAGGUGACUGUCUUGAACAACGAGGUUGGGUUCUCAGAGAGCAACAUCCGGGCUCUCUGUGAUGUUGGGAGGAGCACCAAAGGAAAACACAAGAGAGGAUACAUCGGUCACAAGGGCAUUGGAUUCAAAUCAGUGUUCAGAGUGACCGACAAACCUGAGAUCACGUCCAAGGGCUAUCAUGUGUGCUUCGAUCAGAGUUCCGAUCAGAUGGGAUACAUCUUGCCGACCUGGGUAGGGCCUGAAGAGAUCCAGGAUGUUGCCCAGAUGGAGGAACCUCGCAAGCCCUGGACCACCCGGAUCACCCUGCCGUUGAAGGGAGACUUCCAGCGAACCACCAGCCUGGUCAACAAGUUUGAGGAUGUCCAGCCAUCCCUACUGCUGUUCCUAAACAGACUACGAUCAAUUGUCAUCGUUAACAAGGAAGAAAACACGACAAGCCACAUGAGCAGAAGAGAUAAAGGAGGCAACGUUGUGGAGAUCCGCCACUCCAAAACCACUGACAGCUGGCUGCUCAUCAAGAAAUGCUUGGAUGCUACUAAGUUACAGCGAGUGGGCAUUGAAUCGACAGAGUUGGGUCUAGCCUUCCCUCUGUCUGACGGCAUGUCCAGCGAGCAGAACGUCUUUGCUUUCUUGCCACUGAGGAGCUAUGGUUUCCGCUUCAUCAUUCAAGGCGACUUUGACAUCCCAUCAUCUCGGGAGGACGUGGAUGCUGACUCUGCCUGGAACCAGUGGCUCUUGCGGGAGAUUGCGCCGCUCUUCAUCGAUGCCCUGGAAAACUUCAAGGCGCACUACGACGGCAAUCCCGUCCAUGCCGUCUGCCAAUUCCUCAAGUUCGUUCCUAUGGAGAGUCAGAUUCUGACGGACUUCUUCCGGAAGGUGGCCACCAACAUCCACCAGAGACUGAAGGCCACACCCUGUAUGCCGGUACUCACUGGCCAAGGAGAAGAUGAUGUUUGUUGGAAGUUGCCAUCAGAGACCCUCACGUGUCCAGACCGUAGCGUCCGGGAGUUGGUCUGUGAGUUAGUUCCAGAGGACACCUUGCGAGAGCAUCUGAGCUGCUCCUACCUACAUCCGCACGUGGCGAGCGCCGUCAGUGAGGUGUUACUCAAGAGUCUGGGAGUCAAGGUGCUACAGAUGGCGGAGCUGAUGAACAUCCUGAGCAGUGUGGCACGGGCAGCUAAACAGACAGAGGAACCGUUGUCUCCUAAAACUGUGGCACAAUGGCUGACCUGUAUCUAUCGUAGCCGCGACAAAUAUGACGUAUCCCAGGGAACACUGGACCAGCUACGAUCCAUUCCCAUGAUCCCACUGUCAUCAGGACGGGUUGUCACCAUGGAGGAGGGCAGCGUGUUCUUCCCUAUCAGUGAGGAAGAAAGGACCGACCAAUCACAAGGCCAGAUGCCAUCAGCUCACAGCCAACCCUUGCAGGCCUUGGAGGAGGACAUGUGUACCUUAGACGGCCGAGUCCUAACCAGCCUGGACAGCGUGGCCAACUCCCAGGUGGUGCAGCUGCUUGAGGAGCUAGGAGUCCUUCGCAUCAGCCCCAGGGAUGUGAUUGGCCACCACAUACUGCCGGUCAUCCAAUCCGAUCAGUGGAAGGACAAAUCUCGUGAUGUUCUGGUCGGCUACGUAGUGUACAUCAAAGAACAGCUAGCCAGGCAGCCGGAUGUCUGUGACUUGGAUAAGAUAGCAGACUGCAUCCACGUUGUGACCAACCACGGACUGAUCCAACCCAGGGAGAGACCUGUUCACUUCACUGUGACGUAUGGCAACCCUGUUGACCUUAAUCAAGCCCUGCCAGGCUGUGAUUGGGUUCUGUUGAACAGUUGCUACAUCUUCCACAAUGGGCCUCAUAGAGUCCAGCCCAGUGAGGCUGUAUCAUGGAAUGCUUUCUUCAGUAAGCUAGGGGUACUGAACUUCCUAGCUGUUGAGAAGAAAGUACUGACUGUGAAGGUGGAGGAACUGGAUGUGACACCCUGGGCAGAUCUUGGCCAAUUCUGGGAGAAACCAGCAGAUGGUGUCUACAAAAUCCAUGAUAAUGCCUGCAAAGAGUUUGAAGAGUUGGUCCAAGCCAAUCUGGAAAUGUCUACCAUACAAAGUCAGCGACGGUGCCUUCUUGAGAUUCUCAACCACGAAUGGAGCAGAUACUAUCCUGCUUCCAUGGGGGCUGAAGUGUUUGAUCAGUCUGGGACAAAACUUGCUAGCACUGAGUCCAGCUUUGCAAUCCACCUGAAGACAAGCCCUUGGCUGCCUUCAACUCCGAUCAGAGAGGACAAUGCAGGUCAGGAGGUGUUUCGAAGGCCUAAUGACGUCUUCAUCAGUUCAGGUAGAGCCAGGGAACUCCUUUGUGAUCAUGUUCCAUACUUGGAUGCCCCUGUCCAAGGGGAUGGAGGCCCCAUGCUACAAUUCAUUGGAUUGAAUUCCCUUGGAGUAGUUGAUGUCAACUUCAUGAUUUCAAAGCUGAAGUGUUGGUGUGGUGAUGAGGGCCAGUCUCCAGAUCUUACAUCCGAAACCCCCUUCUGCACCUCCUUGGGUCACAUCAUCAGGGUGUACCAUUACUUGGAGCAGAACUGCCGUCCCCAGGAGCUCAAAGAAUUAUUCAGUGAUCAGAGAGUUGUGUUUGUCCCUCAUCAGAAGGCCUUAUACGAGUUCCCUGUUCCUGGCCACUUUGUCCACAAGUCUCUGGUUUACUGGUGGGAUCCUUCAAGUCUCUUACGGAAGUAUGCCAACUUGUCCAACCGUGCUGAGCUGUGUACACUUUACCCCCAAAACAUGGAGGACUUCUUUCUGAGACAGAUCAAUAUUGACAAAAUGCCGACCAUCAAAGAAUAUGCCCAGGUCCUGGUGCAUUGCGCUGGGGAUAUUUCACUUCCAGACAAUGGUCGCAUCAAGGAAGAAGUCUUGGUGCUCUACAGCAUGCUUGGGCGAAAGUGCUCUGCGUUAAGCUCAACUGGACAUAGCCAGUAUUUGGAUCAACAUGCAGCUGGAUCGGUGCAGCAGGAACCAGAAUUUGAGUCGAGUUCUGUCCAGUUCUUGAAAAGCAUCCUUGAGGGGCAAGCUAUCUUUCCCACUUUGGGCAACAAGUGGGUGACGGCGAAGGAGAAGCCCCUGAUCUGUGGCAGCCGUUCUUCGGACAUCCAGAAGCUCUUCUUGGACAAGAAGGGGGUGCAUCUGUUGAAUUUUGGAGAUCGGAAUCGUCUUGGCCAAGUUGUUGAAGGUUUGUCUGGAUCAGUGGGCCAACAAUAUGUGGAUGUUUUCCUCAAGGCAUGUGGUAUCGAGAUGCUGUUGGACUGCAUCAAAGAAGAAUUCAUCAGCGAACUCACAAAGCCAUCUCUCCAACUUCAGCUUUUCCUCCAUGAUGUCUGCCCCUACAUCCAGCUCUACAUGAGCAUGCAGCGCAGUGUCAAAAAGGAGUUUAAAUCCACCUACGAGAAACUUACAACAGAGGUAAACAUCGCUGCCAAGUUGAAAGUCAUGCGCUUCAUGUCAGCCCAAAAGAUUGACAAGGUCUACCGUUUCACACAUGACCCCAGUGUGUUUGCAGAGCAGAGCGUUGAGUGUGGACUCCAGGAGCUGACAGAGUUCUACAUAGUGACAGGCAUCUCCAAGAAUCUGCGACAGAACAGCAAUGUAAGGCGAGAGGUGGCCAAACUCUUCAGCUGCGAGAGCACUGAGGUCCAAGAAGCAUUGUUCAGUUUCAUCGGCAGUCUGCUCCUGGAGAUGGGGUCCAAGCGGGAAGAAUCCGGAGAGAAAGGAAUCAAUGAGGGCAUUUGCAAGGCCUUAGGGCUGACCUUCCCUCUAGAGGACGAUAAUGAACCAUGGGAGGUACCCAAACCAUUCAUCCCAGAGGAAGUUGUUGUCAAACCGACCAAAGUCAAGCCACUGACUGAACCCACUAUGCCACAGCCGUCAGCCAGUUCACUGCUUGAGGGUGAUGACGAUUCAGCUAUCCACAGCUGGCCACCUCGGUCAGGGACCUAUGGCCCACAAAAAUCAACAAAAGCUGGUGGCCAGCCCAAGAAUGAAGAAGCUGUCCUUAAGAUGUGGCCUCCACCCCAGCCAUUAAUUGGUGCUCAUCAAGCUGCCCCCUUUCCACUGGGUCCUCCGCAACCUAGUGAAGGCAUGUCACAUGAAGGCACUGCAAUUACUCAAGGGAUGCCGCACUACCAGAGGAGCCAAGAUGACCUUGUUGUAGUGCGGACCUCAGGAGCCAUUGGAGGAGGGGAGGUACCCUAUCCAGGACAGGUAGUUGGACAAGGUGGAAGCAGAGAAGGCAUUGGUCCCCCUCACCUUCACCAACCAUAUGCAGGAGGCCCAGUACAGCCCAGACCUGCCCAGGCACAGCAGGAAGCAUUGUCUCCUAAUGAAUCCCCAAGUAAUCCCACACAGUUAGCUAAAAACGUGGAGGAGCUCGGUUCAACAGAGGAGGAUUCCUGGAAGAGUGCAUCCGAGGAAUCAGGAGAGGAGAAAGAUGAUAAUUGCAAUGGAAAUGAUACUGAGGAAGGCAUUCCAGCACCAGAGAGGGUCAACGAAGAGUUUCACAGUCCGCCCCAAGUCCAGCGUUCAGCAGCCCUACCUCCUCCCUCCACCGGCAGCGUCAAGAAAUUCUUCUUACCGCCUCAUGCCGAGGGCGAGGCCAUUGAGGUGGAAUUUGAAGAUCUUGCUCCUGGUCCAGCCCUUGUGGAAAGCCUGGAAGGUCUCAGCCUACCUCUCGGAGACAACCCAGACACGUCGGAUAUCGCACGCUGGGGAGAGCAGCUGGUGUAUCUCUACCUGCGACAACAGGCUCAGAGUAUGUCACUAGAAGCGUCAGAGGUUACAGUCAGGUGGAUCAACCAGCAGGAUGAGACAGGGGAGCCGUAUGACAUCGUCAUCAGCCACGGCACCCAGAACAUCUACGUGGAGGUGAAGUCAACAAUCAGGGACCAGAAGCAGGUUGUGGAGAUAUCACCCAGGGAGGUGGCCUUUGCUCUGGAGAUGGGUCAGGCCUUCCACCUGUACCGGGUGUUUAGUGCCGGGAACAACAGUGGGGUGAGGCUGUGUCGUCUGCAAAACCUAGCCCUCAGGAUGGACAGGAAAGAAGUCAAACUCUUCAUGUACCUGUGAUGAGCAGACAUACAAAAGUGGGGGAGGGGGCUCAUUCCCUCUAAAUGUCUAGUGCCCAGGUGCCUCUCCCCUGAAAAAGUCAAAUUGCCCCAGCCAACCAAGACAAAAUGUGGUCUUCGAUCAGAUGGUCAAAUGUUCCUCGAUAGAAAAAUCCAGAAUACACUCCAGGCCAUUAUGUGGCCACUCCAUCUACCCUCAUUACAAAUUAAUAACGAACUAAACUGCUGCAAACUGCUUACUGACUGGAUUGACAUGAAGCUGGUCUAACGUUUCAGUCUUUAGCGAGACCUUUCUCAAAUGCAAGUUACCGUGGUACAGACACAAACAUGUAGGGGACACAUAAGCAUCACAAAAUUAUUGUUAUCAGAGAAACUAUGUAUUAUUUGCUCUGCCUGAGCAAAACAUAAAUUUGAAACAGCUCCCAAAUAAUUGCAAUCAAUUAAGACAUUCCAAUGUUAGUAGUAGAAAUGUAUUUAUGAAAUGGUGGUUUGAAGGAUCAGUUUUUCCAUUUUUUUGGGGGGGGGGUACCACCAGAGGUCUUUCAAUAGUGUACAGGUCUUAUGGGUUAAAGUUUGCGACUUGUGAUUGGAGGGUCCGGGGUUCAAAUCCAACUGGCCAUUAUAAUACUGUGCCCUGGUACUAUACUGUGCCUAGGCACUUCAGCCUCGAGUGGUUCUCUCCACCCUGGAGAAUAAAUGCGUACCAUCACUAAAUGUUAUUUGGCUUAUUUGAUGUGUAUUUUCAUAUUUUUAUACAAGAAAGUCGUUGGUAGAUAAAAAAUGGGUUUGUAGUUGAAAGCUUAUGUUUAGUUUUGGCAUGGUGUUCUAAAGACCGCUUGUCCAUGUCAUAAGUUUGAAACAGUGGAAUCUAGUAACGGAAUAUGCUCAUUAUUUUAGUCCAGGACUUACAAUUUUAUAUUUUUUCAUUGUAUUUUCAAUCAAGUAUCAAAUACUAAAAAUAAUGAAGUUUAAUUCAUAAAUAAAACGGCAUGUAAUAUUUUCAUUGGUAACAUACAUAUACUUUUCCAUAUAAAUUGGUAAACGUCUAUAAAUA
This is a messenger RNA of Patiria miniata (bat star), 11028 nucleotides long. RefSeq names its product protein NO VEIN-like. The record is from RefSeq and is a predicted model, not a curated record. The transcript has 27 exons. Lineage: Eukaryota; Metazoa; Echinodermata; Asteroidea; Valvatida; Asterinidae. Bases 142 to 9975 code for a protein of 3277 amino acids.